AUGAAGGCUACGGAAUUAGAGGAAUCUUGCUCCGCCCUCCGGAAGGAAUUAGAAGAUGCACAGGAUGAUUUGAAAGUGGCUAAGGAUGAGCUUGAUGUUGUUCAGGUUGAAUUUGGAGAGAAGGGUUGUGGAGUUGGUGAGGGUUUGGGUAACUCUAUGUUCCAGAGGCAGUUCAAGAGGGUGUCGUACUAUCAGAAGGCUAUUGGUGAGCACAAGAUGGCGUUGCACUAUCAUCCCUUAUUUGAGGGUGUGAAGCUAGAGGAGAUGCCAGGCUACAACCCUAACGCAACUACCAUAGCCCAGGAGGCUACGGUGGCUCUUCAUCAUCUAGCUCUGGACUAUCAUAGAGUCCUUGCUGACUAUGCCCAGAAUCCCACUCCUAUACUUAUGGAUAUUCGUGCCAAGCGCCUCCUGCCUAAUCCGGAAGCUAGCACAUCCCACACUGUGACAGGUCAAGGGUCUUCCGGUGCAGGAGAUGGGGAAGGGGAGGUGAACUAG
Messenger RNA from Oldenlandia corymbosa var. corymbosa, 498 nucleotides. NCBI's taxonomy places the organism in Eukaryota, Viridiplantae, Streptophyta, Magnoliopsida, Gentianales, Rubiaceae. The record is from the annotation of a GenBank genome assembly.